Molecule: messenger RNA, 1263 nt
Organism: Melospiza melodia melodia
Lineage: Eukaryota; Metazoa; Chordata; Aves; Passeriformes; Passerellidae
Gene: CDK10
Product: cyclin dependent kinase 10
Exons: 12
Coding region: 108-977 (289 amino acids)
Biological process (GO): protein phosphorylation; regulation of mitotic cell cycle
Cellular component (GO): nucleus
Molecular function (GO): cyclin-dependent protein serine/threonine kinase activity; ATP binding
Source: RefSeq, a predicted model, not a curated record
ACGGUGCCGCAGCGUGAAGGAGUUUGAGAAGCUGAACCGGAUCGGAGAGGGCACACCGUGCCCGGGACACGCUGACCAACGAGACAGUGGCCCUGAAGAAGGUGCGGAUGGACAACGAGAAGGAUGGAAUGCCCAUCAGCAGCCUGCGGGAGAUCACCCUCCUCCUGCAGCUCCAGCACCCCAACAUUGUGGAGCUGAAGGACGUGGUUGUGGGAAACCACCUGGAGAGCAUUUUCCUGGUGAUGGGGUACUGCGAGCAGGACCUGGCCAGUCUCCUGGAGAACAUGCAAACGCCCUUCUCGGAGGCUCAGGUGAAGUGCAUCAUCCUGCAGGUGCUCAGGGGCCUGCAGUACCUCCAUGAGAACUACAUCAUCCACAGGGACCUGAAGGUCUCCAACCUGCUGAUGACCGACAAGGGCUGUGUGAAGAUAGCUGACUUUGGCCUGGCACGCACCUACGGGAUGCCCCCUAAGCCCAUGACCCCCAAAGUGGUGACCCUGUGGUACCGUGCACCAGAGCUGCUGCUGGGCAUGACCACCCAGACCACCAGCAUUGACAUGUGGGCUGCUGGCUGCAUCCUGGCCGAGCUGCUGGCACACAAACCACUGCUGCCAGGCACCUCUGAGAUCCACCAGAUCGACCUGAUCGUGCAGCUCCUGGGGACACCCAACGAGAACAUCUGGCCGGGCUUCUCCAAGCUGCCCCUGGCCACGCAGUACACCCUGCGCAAGCAGCCCUACAACAACCUCAAGCACAGGUUCCCCUGGCUCUCGGAGGCUGGGCUGCGACUGCUCAACUUCCUCUUCAUGUACGACCCCAAGAAAAGGGCCACGGCCAAGGACUGCCUGGAGAGCUCCUACUUCAAGGAGAAGCCCUUGCCCUGUGAGCCCGAGCUGAUGCCCACCUUCCCGCACCACCGGAACAAGCGGGCGGCCAGCACGGCCCUGGAGAGCCAGGCCAAGCGCAGCAAGCCCUGAGCUGUGCCCUGGAACAGCCUGACGUGUCCUGGCUGAGGAGGAUUCCCUCAGCCCAGCAGUCCCAGCGCCACGGGGACGGCUCCUCCAUCCACCUGCCCGUGCAGGACAGGGCAGGCUCCGGUCUGCAGCCGGGCCAGCAGGGCCCCAGAGCCAGGAGAGAGGAGAGAUGGGGCCCGGGGAUGCCCAGGCUUGGCAGGCUCAGUCCUGUCCCAGGCGGGUCCUGGUUUGUGCUGUCUGUGGGGGGAACCCCGACUCUGCCAUCAAUAAAAGCAUCUGGCAGUGGCAA